AACGAGCGCGAAGCACGCUACUCGCAGGCGAAGCUCGAGCUGUACGGUCUUUUUCGCACUCUCAACGCCGUCAAACUCUGGAUUGUCGGCUUGCCUACAUUCACCGUCGAGGUCGAUGCGCGCUACAUCAAAGGGAUGAUCAACAACCCAGACGUGCAUCCGAACGCCGCCAUGAACCGCUGGGUAGCCGCGAUACUCACCUUCGACUUCGACAUCAUACAUGUUCCUGCAGCGAAGCACGGCGCGGCGGACGGUCUUUCACGGCGC
Messenger RNA from Schizophyllum commune H4-8, 267 nucleotides. RefSeq lists its product as uncharacterized. NCBI's taxonomy places the organism in Eukaryota, Fungi, Basidiomycota, Agaricomycetes, Agaricales, Schizophyllaceae. The annotation marks the transcript as partial. The record is from RefSeq and is a predicted model, not a curated record. The transcript has a single exon.